Messenger RNA from Rattus norvegicus (Norway rat), 1678 nucleotides. RefSeq names its product coiled coil domain containing 88A like 1 (gene Ccdc88al1). NCBI's taxonomy places the organism in Eukaryota, Metazoa, Chordata, Mammalia, Rodentia, Muridae. The record is from RefSeq and is a predicted model, not a curated record.
ACUUCUAAUGAAGCAGAGAGAAACAUCUAGCUUUGGAAUAGAGGUUGCCAAACAGUAUUCCCAGUGACAUAUGAGAGACUGGAGGAAAGGGCCCCCACAGAAAUUGAUCAAUUUGGGGAAAGCUAGUUAGCAGGUAGGCCUUAGAACUUCCCAGUGACAUCAUCAGUAAGCCCCUCACUGGACAAUCUAUUGUAUCUAAGAGAUCCCUAGAAUCUUCUGUGAUGUCACCAGUGUUGUGGUGACACCAACUGCCAUUGGGAUAUUCCUUCAGUUCCCUUUGGGUUCACAAGCAGGCAUGUUUCGCCAGCUGCUCAGGCUAUUUCGCAAGGAAAGUGGAGAUCAAGGAGAGACCACACCAAGGCAGAAGGAAGAUGACCUCCUCUCUAGUAAAACAGGAAGGAGGAAAUCAUUCCGGGGAAGGCUUGGAUUUGGUAGGAAGACAUCAUCCCAAAAUGUCAUCAGUGAGCAAGAGAAGUGUCGAAAGGAACUGGAGGAACUCAAACUUGAAAUCCAGAAGUGUAAAUUCGAGAGGGAUGAACUUUAUCAAAUCCUGGACUUUUAUAUCUAUGAUGAUUGGGACCUCAGGCUGGAUGUCGAAUUGCCAAUACUUCAAUCCGAACAUGAGAGGAGAAUGAUGGCUAUGCAAAUGAUGACCAACUCAAUAAGUGAUGCCAUGGAGAGGUACAAGGAGCUCAUACAAGUGAACAGUUCCUACCGCAUCAGGCACUCCCAGCUCCUGCAUGAACAAGCUCAAUUGAAGAACAAAAUACAGAUUUUGCUGAAUGAGAAGAGAGAACUGCUGGUGGAGCAGACUGAGCUGCCAACAUCCUCUGUGGAGGCAAAGAGGCUCUGUGAAGAGGCCGGAAUGAACAUCUGUGUCCCCAGAGCCAAGCAACAGCAGGUCUGAAAUUCUCCAGCAGAAACUCGAACAUGACAUAGACCAGGACAAGAUCUCCCUUGGAGAGAUGUGGUACAGGAGGAGCGCUAAGUGUGCACAGCAAAUACACCACUAUUGCAUCUCAUCUGUAAUGUCCAUAGCAAUUGUGGACUGCAUUUUCCUCCUUUAGUUUGAAUUCUUUGGAUUUAAUAGGCUGUACUUUCACCUUGCCUCUCUCCAGCAAGUGUACAGUUUUGGAGUGACUCAGAGAAGUGCUGAUGCACAUCAAUCAAGAGCUGCUGGUCAUCCAGAAAGACUGUGCACGUGUAAAUUUGUACUUGUCCUGAUGGGUCAUCCAGAAGAGUUUCAUGGAGAUCAGUCCACAACAUUGGAAAGACUUUGAGACAAAGUCUGUGAUGUAUUUUAUACUCGGUAUUGGAUGGUCUUGUCCUUCAUACCCCACUCCAAUAGAAGAGACCUCCUUACAUUCCACUUGAAAAGAUUAUUACCAUCAGUAACUGCUUGUCUAUUAUGUUCCAAGGCCAACCACGGGAUAUAAGUCUGUUCUGCAAAAUGAGUAGUAAAAGAAUGUUUAGCAUAAUUCCUCUGUUUAGAUUUUGGUUUGAAUUUUGAUUAUUUUGGUUUUUCUUCUAUUCAUUUGAAAGUUUGGUAUUUAUUUGUUUUUGUUUUAUUCUUGCAGUUGAUUCGCUAUUUUGAUGAGGAUAUAGACUGUAUAUAUUGACUACCCGCAUCCGGUUAUUAUUGAGUAAAUUGGAUGUAUUCCUUUAAAUAAAACAGUAA